Molecule: messenger RNA, 1515 nt
Organism: Ahaetulla prasina
Lineage: Eukaryota; Metazoa; Chordata; Lepidosauria; Squamata; Colubridae
Gene: TP53I13
Product: tumor protein p53 inducible protein 13
Exons: 5
Coding region: 466-1386 (306 amino acids)
Cellular component (GO): cytoplasm
Source: RefSeq, a predicted model, not a curated record
CUUCUCUACACUCUUUCCAGAGUCUCAGCAUCUUUUUUAUAGUGUGGUGACCAAAACUGGAUGCAGGACUCUAGGUGUGGCCUUACUAAGGCUUUAUAGAGUGAACUUAGUAGCUCCCUUGAUCUUGAUUGUAUCCCUCUCUUAAUGCAAUUUAGGAUUGCAUUGGCUUUUCCCAUCCUGUUGGGAUCUUUCAGCUUUAUAAGGGUCUCCCGCUUGAGCAGCAGCUUAGACUAGAAGACCUCUAAGGUCCCUUCCAACUCUUCGUUAAUUUUGUAUUUUCACCGCCACUUCGAGUUUUACUCCAGGCCAGCAAGGCGGAGCGGAGAGCCCGGAGGGGAAGCCCGCCCCGACUCCGCCCCGGCCGGGCUGGGCAGGGCAAGGCUGAGUUGGGCGGUGGGUCCGCCUCGGCUGGCCCCGAGGAGGAGGAGGAGGAAGAAGAAGAAGAAGAGGGGGCGGCGUGGCCCGAUGGGGGAGCCGCGGCCGCCUCCGGGGGCGCCGGUGCUGCUCUUGGUGCUGAGCCUGGCGGGCAGCAGCGGCGGCGGGCAGGAGAACAGAGCCAUCUUCGUGGACCAGAAGAGUUUCCCUGAUCAAAACCUUCCUGGCAACAGCAGAUCCAAAGGCGACAUUGGGGCAGCCUUGGGGGAAUGGAAAGACCAUCGUCCACAAGGCUGGCCGACCAGGCUGAAGAAGCCGCUCCAACUCUGGGAGAAGUUGCCAAUGGUCCAGCAAUUACAGGAACAUGGCAGGCGACGGCGGGCCGUUUUCCUCCCUCACCCUGCCCCGAAUGGCACCAAGAGACUGGCAGCAAAGGGUGUCCAUGCCCAGGAGGACCAAAGCCGCUUGACCUCAGUUCAGCCCACCUUCAGGGAGGAGAAGGACCCUUGGAAGCCAACUGACCCGGCCCGAAGGACCCUCCCGAAUCACCCGGGCGGUGCCAGCCUGGUACCCGGGCAUCACCAUGCCACCAAGCGAGGUGUGAGACCACCUCUGUCCAGCGCGGCCACGGAGGUCGGGGCAGCCCACGAGGCCGGGUGCCGGUGCCCGGACAGCCAGCGGGCUACAGUGGCAGUCCAGGAAAUGGAGGCUCGACAGGGGGGUCUCCGUGUGCCCACUCCCCGCACGGAGGAAGCGGCCUGGGCUGCCAGCGCCCUGACCGUCUUGCUGGUGCUGCUGACCCUGGCCGUGCUGUACACCCGUCUGCACCGGAAGUGCCGACGCGGGCCGAGUCUUUACUGGAUGACCAGCAGUGAAGAGGGGCGUGAGACGGUGGCCGCCGUCAUGAAGCGCCGUCUCUUCUCGCGCCCCAGACGGACCAAGCGCCCGCGGCAGCCACCGCCGCGGCUGCUCCUGCCCAGCUCCUCCAGCGAGGACGACAGCUCCGCCUGAAGACCUCGCCCAAGGCCUUGCCCUGGAGGGGCCACCAGCCCAAAGCCCAUCGUCCAAGGAGGGAGGGGCUCCGGCCUCGACCGCUGCAUUUGUUUUUCUUACUCAAUAAAAUAUAUUUUCCUAUAUAGA